ACAAAACUUCCCCCUGCAACCACAGUAGUAGGCGUGUAGCUCCGCGCACUGGCGCGUGCUACGCCGCUCUCGUCGCUUUGUCGCCUCGUAUCGUAUGCAUACACGCAUGCCCCGUCGUCAGAGCGAAAACAUAUCAGCGGCCCGGAUAAUCUCAUCGGCGCAGACUAUUUUACCCUUCCCCGUGACCGCCAGUCAACAGUCAAGGUCCAAACGCAGGGGCCCUUGGGCGCAUCAUGCAAGUGCGAGCUCCAUAUGCAAGCAAGUGUUCUUUACCCGGAGGCGAUCUAUCCGCAGCAACACCGCACGUCAACCGAUGACUAAAAUGCCCCAGGGUCGACAUCACGUCAAACAGCCUGAAGAGGGUGAAACAAGGUUGGCAUCGAUCUUUCUCAGCACUGUACUUCUACAUACGUCUUCUGGGAUCUUUCCUAUUCUGUUAUCCACGACUUGACGAUCUUCGCCUCUUUCAAAGCGCAGUGAUGAGGAGGCUUUUUUUCCACAUUUUUUGAAGGACAACACCUUCGGCAUGUGAGAUGUAUGGGGGCAGACUAUGCGUUGGAUGCAAGGCAAUUCGUAUUUUGAGUUGUGAGGAAGACUAGGUAGGUGUAUGGUGUACUCCACCGCCCAAGAGGCC
Messenger RNA from Trematosphaeria pertusa, 634 nucleotides. RefSeq lists its product as uncharacterized. The record is from RefSeq and is a predicted model, not a curated record. Lineage: Eukaryota; Fungi; Ascomycota; Dothideomycetes; Pleosporales; Trematosphaeriaceae. The transcript is spliced from 2 exons. Bases 95 to 451 code for a protein of 118 amino acids.